AUGUUUUCUAUCGCUCUAGUCUAUAAUAGAAGGGACAACGUGGAUAUAUUGACCGCAUACAAUCGUGGUUCUUUUGUAAACCGAACGAGGUAUUUAGUUGGUUCUGGUCCAUCCUCUGUAGCUGUUGGUGAUUUUAACAACGACACUCGACCAGACAUAGUUGUCGCCAACCAAGCUAGUAAUGAUGUGAGCAUCCUUCUUGGCAAUGGGAAUGGCUCGUUUGCAGAUCAAACACGAUAUUCAGUUGGCUUUUAUCCAUUCUCCGUAGCUGUUGGUGAUUUCAAUAACGACACUCGACUAGACAUAGUUGUCGCCAGCGCGCGUACCAAUGAUGUGAGCAUCCUUCUUGGCAAUGGGAAUGGCUCGUUUGCAAAUCAAACACGUUAUUCAGUUGGCUUUUAUCCAUUCUCCGUAGCUGUUGGUGAUUUCAACA
This is a messenger RNA of Adineta ricciae, 433 nucleotides long. NCBI's taxonomy places the organism in Eukaryota, Metazoa, Rotifera, Eurotatoria, Adinetida, Adinetidae. The record is from the annotation of a GenBank genome assembly.